This is a messenger RNA of Neurospora tetrasperma FGSC 2508, 171 nucleotides long. RefSeq lists its product as uncharacterized. The annotation marks the transcript as partial. NCBI's taxonomy places the organism in Eukaryota, Fungi, Ascomycota, Sordariomycetes, Sordariales, Sordariaceae. The transcript has a single exon. The record is from RefSeq and is a predicted model, not a curated record.
UUUCUAAUUAUAAAGAAGGAUAAUAGCCUACGUUUUAUUAAUAACACCCAACGGAUUAAUAAAGUAAUUCUCCAAAAUACUAACCUACUACUAAACUACGAAGAGUUUAGUAGAACGUUCGGAGGUUGUAAAAUAAUAUCCCUAUUAAACCUUUUUUCUAAAUACAAUUAA